AGUGGAUGCUGCUUCCUUAUGCGUCUUACACACAUCCAUCUGGAGCGGUCCUUUGGGUUUUUUGUUUUUGGGAAAGAAUUUUUACACAGCUGUUUUAAUUCCGCUUAGGACUAAAUUGGUCAUUUCGGCUAUGCAUAAUUUGUGACAGACUCAAACUUUCCCCCAGGUUGAUUUACAUGCGAGUUCCACGCGUGCGUUUCCUUUUGAGUCCUCAUUUUUGCGCUUUAAAAAUAAAAAAACAGUUGGCGGUAAAUCCACACUGAACACAUGCGUGGCAUAUCAACAAAAGUGUGUCAUUAUCAGACCCCAAAAAAAAUCCCAGACAGGGUGAUGACGUCACCGAAGGAGCCAAUCGACGCGCGCGCGCUCUCUCUCAUCCGUCUUCCUCAUCAUCCUCACCAUCAUCAUCUUUUUCCCGCCGCAGGAGGAGAAAGAGACGGAGGAUGGAGGGAGAGCAGCAAGCAACAUGUCGUCAGGGAAAUGUAAUCUUCAUAUUUUUGUUUUUAUGAGACAUGUCGGAGACGUGGAGGCAACAGACGUCUGCGAAUUUUAGGAAGUAGGACAAGAAGAAGAGCAGAACCUGGAAGGGAGCAGAUCACCGAGAUACCCAAAGAACAGAGGACAUUGGCACACACACACACUGAGAGAAGAUGCCGUUCCACCAUGUGACGGCAGGCCUCCUCUACAAAGGCAACUACCUGAGUCGCUCGCUCUCAGACACCGACAGCGACGUGUUGGCCAGCAUCUCCGUGGAGGAGCUCCAUGAGAUCCGGGAAGCCUUCAAGGUUCUGGAUCGCGACGGCAACGGUUUCAUCUCCAAGCAGGAGCUGGGAAUGGCCAUGCGUUCCCUGGGAUACAUGCCCAGCGAGGUGGAGCUUGCCAUCAUCAUGCAGCGCCUCGACAUGGAUGGUGAUGGCCAGGUGGACUUUGAGGAGUUCAUGACGAUCCUGGGACCAAAACUUCUUUCUUCUGAAACCAGAGAAGGUUUUCUGGGAAGCACCAUCGACACCAUCUUCUGGCAGUUUGAUAUGCAGAGGAUCACGCUGGAGGAACUGAAGCACGUACUCUUCUACGCCUUCCGAGACCACCUGACCAUGAAGGACAUUGAGAACAUCAUCAUCAACGAGGAAGAGAGCCUCAAGGAGAACGCGGGAAACUGUCAGACCGAAUUUGAAGGAGUGCACCCGUCCAAGAAGAACCGUCAGACCUGCGUGAGGAAGAGCCUGAUCUGCGCCUUCGCCAUGGCGUUCAUCAUUAGCGUCAUGCUGAUUGCAGCCAAUCAGAUGCUGAGGAACGGCAUGGAAUAGCCACGCCCACUGUGACAUACACACCCACGCAUUCAUUUUUUUUCCUCAAGCUCCACCCCUUUACUCCGACAGCAGGGACUCUCAAGGGCUGCCGUUACCCACAAUCCUCCUCUGACCUCUUGCAAUAAGACUGCGCCGGCGGCAGGAAGGAGCACUUGACUUUUGUUUGGACGCCACGUACGGCAAGGAGCCGCCGAAUGUGGUCAGAAGGUCCACGUGGACAGCAUCAAGAUCCGCGCGGAGGAGCAGGACAUGUCCAACCUGGCGGACUCACUCAAGUAUGGUGAACACUCGUUCUGGCUGCCGCAGGGAAUGCUGGGAAUUGUUUUUUUUUUUUGUUUUUUUAAAUAGUUUGUCGGCGUGGACUGUAAGUCCUCCAAGAGGGAGAUCAAACAGGGAUCUCUUUGAGACAAGAACCCCAAACACUUAACGUCCUCCUUUCUCGUCUUCCUCCAUUGUCGUCCUCUUUCAUCCUCCUCCUUUCCCCUCUUCUGCCCUCAUCCUCUACUUUUCAUUUCCUCCUUUUCCCGUCCGUCUCCGCAAAGCAUGAAUAUUCUCCCCCGUUUGUCGCCAUCUUCUUCUGACUUCCCGUUUCUCACGGCAACCGAGUGUGUCGAGGAGACCAGGCGGCGCCGUCCCGUCUCGUCCAUCUGUGCUGUUUCUGUGUGCGCGUGUGUCCUUUUCCGUCUUCUGACUUGUUGAAUCAAUUCACUGUUAUUGACAGAUUAAUGAUUGAUUGACGAGUGAUGCUGUAGGCCACUUUGCAUAAUAAGCUUUAUACAUGAUCAAGCACACAUAGCAGCAAUACUGAUACCACAAUACAAUAUCCAUUUUUGCCAAUUGGACUCCUCGUUAAGAGGGCCAACUGAACACUUGGCAGGAACAGUGAGACUCAUCCUGGACUGGUCGCCAGCCUAUCGGCAGACAAACCAAUCCCAUUCAUAAUGUCAUGUCAUAAACGCCUGUUAGCUAAAUGCUAACACAUAAAUGUGAUAACGGAAAUCAGCAUAGAUGGUCACGAUAAAUACAACUGCUACGUUAACACACAUGGUGCAGCAACACAUAUAGACCGAGCAUACAACUAUACGCAGAGACAUAUUUUCUCUGCUCUGUGCGAACUAGUAGGGUAGCUAAUCUUUGCUGUCUGGCGUCUUGGCACAACUCUGAAUUGGGACGGCUCUAUUUAAAAAUGACGGGUUUUAAAUCUGCGAUAUUGCGCUUGUUCACUGUAAAACGAAGCAACAUAAAACUAGCAGCACCUUUACUAAAAAAAGGAAGAAGCCACGUGGUCUCCUAGGCCCCGCCCACACGUGUUGUGUCUGUUAUAUGUGAAUUCUAUGAAGUAACAAAACACUGUGACUGCACAACUACAGUAACACUCCUGCGCCAGGUGACGUCACUCUGAGGCGGAAUGUGUGUUCCAAGCCAUAAUAGACUCAAAACGGGAUGACCAGCAAGCUUUGUGAAAUUGCGCCCUCUUGUGGACAGCACGCAAACAGCGUGUUUGUUCACGCCACAAUAAUAUCACGUUUUGAUUUAACAAUUUGUUUAUUAUUGUCGUCAUGAUACAGUGCACUUGUACAAGCGCAAUAAUAAACAUAUUGUUAGUUUAAUAAUGAUGACGUGAGCAUCAUAGCUAGAUUUUUUUUUUCUUGUUUGAUGGUGUACCUAAUGACUUGUCUAGUGAGAAGUGUCAAGGGGUGGGCAAACAAUAUUUUAAAAAGAACAGAUAGGCCA
This is a messenger RNA of Syngnathus acus (greater pipefish), 3044 nucleotides long. It is a transcript of the gene caln1, whose product is annotated as calneuron 1. The transcript is spliced from 6 exons. Gene Ontology annotation, molecular function: calcium ion binding. Lineage: Eukaryota; Metazoa; Chordata; Actinopteri; Syngnathiformes; Syngnathidae. The record is from RefSeq and is a predicted model, not a curated record. Bases 651 to 1307 code for a protein of 218 amino acids.